AUGGCUCUUACAAUUGAAGUUGUGAUAAUAAUAUUAAAGGCAAGAGAUGACGAAGAUCAAGCUGAAAGCCAGCAACCAGCAGGAACGGAAGACGAAACUGAAGAUUUAUUAUUAGACGACGAUGGGAAAUUAACGCGCCCACUUAAAGCCAGAUAUGUACCAUUUAAAGAAAGACUAGAAAAAGAAAAUCAAAUAUACUAUAUACCCAGUGUUAAUGGUGUUGAUUUCAGUCAAAAAACUGAAGAUACCAAAGCAGAGCCUCGUCUUUUAGAAGACGAGGGAUUUUAUGUUGGUGAUCAACCUGCCGUGACAACACGCAAUAUCAGGUUUAUUGAAGAACGUAUAUCAAAACAAGCCAAUAAGGGAACGAAAUGGUUUGAUCAAGGUGGAAGAUUGAAAUAUUUAGCGGAUCCGUUAAAGCAAAAAGUAACUCGUCCUGUAAUAGCUCUCUUUAAAGAUGAUGAAGAAUCUAGCUUAAAAUUAGAUUAUCACUUAUUAACACUUUUGCAGCCCAUUGUGACUUCACAAGAUAGCUAUGUAAAAUCAAACGCUAAAGAAUCUCAAGAUUAUCAGCUAGAUAUUAAUCUAUCGUCGCUUACCUUUACACAUCAUCCAUUAAUGAGUCAUGAACACGUUUUUCACUUUCGAAUUCUUCGGCAAUAUUACGAAUACUGUCAGCGUAAAAAAGGCAACACAGCAAAUUAUUAUACUGGUAAAUUACAAGCUUUAAAGGAAGCUAUUUUUAAUCUACAGCAUGUAAUCAAAAGCCAUCAUAGUGAAGAUAUAAUCGCUAUACAAGCUACCGAUCGAUUGAAAGAUUAUAAGUUUGAAGUUAGUAACGUAAGACGAAUGCGAGACAGCGAAGAUUACAAAGAUCGAUCCUUAAUUAAAAGCAUGAUAACAACAUGGAACGAACUAAAACAGUUACGUGAGAAACAGGGAUAUGCUAAUACUUCAACUAAAUUAAUUAUGCAUAAAAAAAUAGUUGAUAAAAAGGAAGAUGCAGUAAAAUGGGAUAAAGAAAUUAAAGAUGAGUUAGAAGAGGCGAGGGAAUUUUUCGACGAAGAAUAUCAAGAAAAAUUAGCGAAUUAUAAAAAAGAAUUAAAAGAAUGGAAAAGAAAGAAUAAAGGCAAGAAACGAAGAAAAAAACGUAAACAACGACAGCAACAAGAUGAAGAAAAUCCAGCAGAAGAUGAAGUAGUAGGAACCGACUUAUUCAAGCCUGUACCGCCUGAUAAUUUUAAUGAGCAGCAAGCCCUGAUUGAAAUUAAAGAAAAUGCAAUUAAGUGUCGCAGGCGUCCUGGUGAAGCGAUAUUAUUUCCUGAACUUGUUAAUACCGUGCCUAUAUCGCCAACCUCUAAAUGUCCAAAAGCCGAAGCUCAAAGACGUCGCGAGGUGCAAGAAUGGCAUGCCUACAUCCGUAUUUUGUUCAAUGAUAAUGAGGUGCAUAGAAGUGCAACGAAAGCUUUAACUGGUGAUUUUAACAUCCAUUUUGGUGAAAUAUGUAAAGCUAAAAUCAUACAGUGGCCGGAAAACAUCAAACUUGAGCUAUAUGAAGCAGGUAUAAUUAGUAGUAGAUUAAUUGCUCAAGUAUUUAUACCGCCACCAAAUUCGAUGUCUCACGCUGGAUUAAAUCCAGAGCCGGAGGCAUUCCAAUUUAGUAGUGACUUGAAGAUUUCAUACAAUCAUACUGGUGUUGGCGCGGGUGUGUCCGUGACCGCAACAGGAUCAGAACAUCCAAUGACUUUAUUAAUGUCGGGUGACAUUUACUCUAAUGUGGUUUGGUCUGUCGACGAGAAUGGCUGCCCAAUGAUGCCAGCAAUUCCUUCUGUUUCCAAAGAAAAGCAAGCUAUGCAACGUGUUGAUGCUGUUGCAGCUAUUGGCGCCAGAGGCAUUAUUGACAUUCAAAAGUUAAUGGAUUGGAUAGUUCAAUCACGUCUGGAUCCCAAUGACCCUGCCAAUGAUUCCUUGCUCGACAUUUUGAGGGCAUGCGGUGUUAGCCCAGACGGCAAAGUUUAUUUACCAGAUUAUUUCCGGCUUAAUUCUUUAAGUCAUGAAAGUGAUUUGGGUACAGAAGAAGAUAUUGACAAGAGUAAACGAUUUAAAAUAUUAAAGCUAAGAAGUCAGGAGGCAUCAGAAUUUCGUAACUUAAAGCAAGUGCCAAUUAGGGAUAUUGAUAUUCCUGACGAUAUUCUCAGGGAUUAUUACAAGCGUUUAGAAGAAGAUGAGAAGGUAGAUUUGACUGCUUUAUCACAUCGAGAGAGAGUCAAUCGUUUUCUGUCUAAAGUACGCGAAGAAGUUUUACAGCGAUCUCGAAUCGCUCAGCGACAAUAUCAGUUAUCCGACGUUGUUCGAGAAGAUUUCUUACCGGAUAUUGGAACACUCGGGGCAAGUGUUGGUCAGUUGCUUAAGCCUCGUAGACCCCUUCGUCCUGUCCGUAAAGAGAGAAAGAAAAUAGCUGCGCAACAUUUGGGAAUGAUGAAUGUCAAGAUUCUUGUUAACGUGGUACGAGCCUUCGAUAUACCGAUUAGGAAAAACCAUCCUAGGUACACAGAAGAUAUGCUUUACGUAAAUGAGAUAAUGACUAUAUCGGAUGAUCAGACUCAAAGUACUAUGCGGCAUGAUAAUACAACUGAUAUAAGAGGAAUCAGAAAUUUAGAUGCAGAAGAAUUACAAACAGAGGUUCAAGUUAGGCCUUUUGUAGAGGUUAUGUUUCAACGAAAUAUUCGCAGAACAGAAGUUGCUGAUGGCCCCAAUCCAGCAUGGAAUCAACAGAUUGUUAUGCCAUUUAGAGCUCCACACGAUGACUACUCGUCCAAUAAUUUAAUGACCGUAAACGACGAUAUUUACUUCAAUCUAUUCGAUGAAGAAGUGAUAGAUAUGCUCUCAGACGAUCGCGAAAGAGGUACCAAUAUUCAUCGUCGUAAGGAACGACAUUGGCUCGGUAGUAUCAGGAUUCCAUUUUCUACACUAUAUACUAACUCUCGGAUCGAGGGAUCUUUUCGAAUUAAUUCACCAACUGUCCUGCUGGGAUAUAGUCACGCUAAAAGUGCACAAGUUGAAAGUGGCCAGGCUUUAUUGGACGUUGGAAAAGGCUCACGUAGUCAAACUUACCUUAGUAUGUUCGUUACUAUCGAACCUCCACUAGCACCACCACCAUCCAUCAAAGAAAAGGUAUCGCUUUUCGAUAGUAAAGAAGAUAUAAAGUUGUUAAAGUAUUCGCAAACUUGGUUAAACGAAUUCGAAUCCAAAUUUUCCAAUCGAGAAAUUAAUAUUUUAGUAACCGAUAUCAAUGGCAUGUCAGUCUUUGUAACUCGCUAUAUCACACCGCAAAAUCCUCCGGUAGAAGUUUAUCAAGAAGGCGUAGAACCAACUCUUGAGAAUUCGGAAACGGUCGCUCGAUUUGUCUCCCUUAUCCCUUUCAUAUCCGACUCCGUUUCAUUUGCUGGCCUUUGUGAUAUCUGGAGCACAUCCAGUCAAUUUUUGCAAAUGUUAGCCGGAGAUGAAGAAGAACAUGCUGUAUUACUAUGCAAUUAUUUUCUGUAUAUGGGUAAGAAAGCUUGGAUAGCUCUAGGGAUGGGAAUUCCUGAAGGUUCGACGGCAUACGUUGUUUCUGAAGAAGCAAAUGGCGAUUUUAUGUUUUGGAAUGCUAGUACUGGUGACCAUUUUCGUCAACAUGACGCGCAUUGCCCAUUACAGAGUAUUGGAUGUUUAAUUGGUCGAGAUAAUGUUUAUGCCAAUAUUCAAAGUAAUGAUAUCCCGUCAAGAAUGAGCAUGGAUACUACAAAUACAAAACUAUGGAAACCAUUCUUUAAUAGCUCUUUUCCAUAUCCCGGCUUGAGUAGUGUACAAGAAGAAACAUUGGUAUAUCAUGCUACCGAUUCCAAUUAUGUUGGAGAACUCGAGGAAAGGAUUGAACUAGUUUUGAAAGAGAGCAUUAUGUCCUGGAGGAGACGUUUUGUAACGAGAUGGAACAGGUAUGAUUAUAAGCUGAGGCUGUAUUUCGAACUUCUUGAAGAAUCAAGAAGAAAUGCCUCAGAGGAACGACACUUAAACGAACUUAGCCAUAUCCUAGAUAGCUAUAAGCUAUCCGGUUUUCCCAUCCAUAUGCCUUAUACUGACAUAGAACCAGUCAUUGACGCGGUUUAUAGUACGGGAGUGCAUACUGUUGAAUCGCCUGAUGUCGAAUUUGCUUUAGCUACUCAUAUCCAUGCUUAUCCAAAUUCCGUAUUGUCGUUAUGGAUAUAUGUUGGCACAGUCACAAAAAUCAGUUCAGCAUAA
Messenger RNA from Trichoplax adhaerens, 4281 nucleotides. RefSeq lists its product as uncharacterized. The record is from RefSeq and is a predicted model, not a curated record. The coding region runs from base 1 to 4281 and encodes 1426 amino acids. Lineage: Eukaryota; Metazoa; Placozoa; Uniplacotomia; Trichoplacea; Trichoplacidae. Gene Ontology annotation, biological process: non-motile cilium assembly; protein localization to ciliary transition zone. The transcript is spliced from 30 exons. Gene Ontology annotation, cellular component: ciliary transition zone.